AUGGACAUGGUAGCAAGGUUGGUGGACCAGAAGCCGUUGGUGAUCUUCAGCAAGAGUUCGUGCUGCAUGAGUCACUCGAUAAAGACAUUCUUAUACGAUUUUGGGGCGAAUCCUACGGUGUACGAACUUGAUCAAAUGCCAAACGGGCAGCAGAUCGAAAGGGCGCUGCUGCAGCUCGGAUGCAGACCUAGUGUGCCUGCUGUGUUCAUAGGGCAACAGUUUAUCGGUGGUACGAACACGGUGAUGAGUCUCCAUAUGCAGAACAAGCUCGUGCCGUUGCUCAUGAGGGCAAAAGCUAUAUGGAUCUGGAACGACAAGUAG
Fragaria vesca subsp. vesca is the source of this 321-nucleotide messenger RNA. RefSeq names its product monothiol glutaredoxin-S6-like. Bases 1 to 321 code for a protein of 106 amino acids. NCBI's taxonomy places the organism in Eukaryota, Viridiplantae, Streptophyta, Magnoliopsida, Rosales, Rosaceae. The transcript has a single exon. The record is from RefSeq and is a predicted model, not a curated record.